Molecule: messenger RNA, 2934 nt
Organism: Balaenoptera acutorostrata (minke whale)
Lineage: Eukaryota; Metazoa; Chordata; Mammalia; Artiodactyla; Balaenopteridae
Gene: RABEP2
Product: rabaptin, RAB GTPase binding effector protein 2
Exons: 13
Coding region: 374-2374 (666 amino acids)
Biological process (GO): endocytosis
Cellular component (GO): intracellular membrane-bounded organelle
Molecular function (GO): growth factor activity; GTPase activator activity
Source: RefSeq, a predicted model, not a curated record
GCUUCGCCCUCCUUAGGCUGAGGCAGUGGGCGUCCCGGAGGAGGUGUAAUUUGAGCAAAGCUUCCAAGGUCACGCGGAGACACCCAAAGGCCUUUGACGAAAGAACUACUUCGGGGUUUGAAGGGCAGGUGUCCUUCUCGAGCACCGCUGCCCAACAAAGAAGGCGGGGAGGGGCGGGACCUGCGGCCGCGGUCGGGAGUCCACUCGGAAAUCUUCGGCCGAGGCUCGGCCACCCCUCCCCAACUCCGGCCUCAGCCUCGAGCCCAGGGCCGAUCCGGAAACAGCCGAGCGGAUCCGGAAACAGCCGAGAGGACCCGGAAGCGGUGAGCGCCGUCACCAGGGAGUGCGGGAACCCGCCGUUUGAGCGGAGGCGAUGGCGGCACCUGCGCGCCCGGCCGCGGGCGAGGAUGGCCGGCGGCGGCAGCCGGAGGCCGCGCUGGACCCCCAGCCCCCGGAGGGGGCAAAAGUUGAGGCCGAGUCAGCGGAGCUCGACCGGCUUCGGGCUGAGCUGGCAGGCGCCCUGGCAGAAAUGGAAACCAUGAAGGCUGUGGCCGAGGUGAGCGAGAGCACGAAGGCCGAGGCUGUGGCUGCAGUGCAGCGGCAAUGCCAAGAGGAGGUGGCCUCGCUGCAGGCCAUCCUGAAAGACUCCAUCAGCAGCUAUGAAGCCCAGAUUGCGUCUCUGAAGCAGGAGCGGCAGCAGCAGCAGCAGGACCGUGAGGAGAAGGAGCGGGAGCUGGGGCGCCUGAAGCAGCUGCUGUCCAGGGCUCACCCCCUGGAUUCCUUGGAGAAGCAGAUGGAAAAGGCCCACGAGGACUCGGAGAAGCUGCGGGAGAUCGUGUUGCCCAUGGAGCAGGAGAUUGAGGAGCUGAAGGCGAAAUUGCUGAGGGCAGAGGAGCUGAUCCAAGAGAUCCAGAGACGUCCCCGGCAUCCCCCUUCCCUGCACGGCUCCACGGAGUUGCUCCUGUCCCGGGACCCAUCUCCCCCACUGGAGCCUCUCGAGGAGCUGAGUGGAGACGGGGGCGCGGCGGCCGAGGCCUUCGCCCACAACUGUGAUGACAGCGCCUCCAUCUCCUCCUUCUCCCUCGGCGGUGGGGCCAGCGGCAGCGCCUCCCUGCCCCGCAGCCGCCAUGGCCUGAGCCCCGAGCAGGAGGAGACAGCCUCUCUGGUGUCCACGGGCACCCUGGUCCCUGAGGGCAUCUACCUGCCCCCUCCCGGUUACCAGCUUGUCCCAGACAACCAGUGGGAGCAGCUGCAGGUGGAGGGGCGGCAGCUGCAGAAGGACCUGGAGAGCAUCAGCCGGGAGCGGGACGAGCUGCAAGAGGGCCUGAGACGGAGCAACGAGGACUGCGCCAAGCAGAUGCAGGUGCUCCUGGCCCAGGUCCAGAACUCAGAGCAGCUGCUGCGGACCCUGCAGGGGACCGUGAGCCAGGCCCAGGAGCGGGUUCAGCUGCAGAUGCCUAGAAGGAGGGCGUGGGCUUCCUGGCUCUCCUUCCUGAACACUGGGAGGAGUGUUCAGGCUUUGGCCUCACGGGAGACUGGAGACCCCCUGUCCCCUCAUCGCCUCGUCCUAACUGUCCAUCCCCAGGCAGAGCUGGCCACCUCGCACAAGUGCCUGAGCCACGAGGUAAAGCGACUGACUGAGGAAAACCAAGGGCUCCGGGCUGAGCAGCCGCCGUCUUCAGCCCCCCGGGGCCUGGAGCAGGAUGAGGGCCAGGAGGAGUCGCUGCCCAGCUCGCUGCUGGAGCUGCGGCAGCUCGUGCGCCACACGCAGCAGGAGGCGCGGGCCCACCAGCAGGCCCAGGAGCACGAGGCCGAGCGGCUGCGGAUUGAGAUUGUGACCCUGCGGGAGGCACUGGAGGAAGAGACGGCGGCGAGGGCCAGCCUGGAGGGGCAGCUGAGGGUGCAGCGGGAGGAGACAGAGGUGUUAGAGGGUGAGUAUGGGCUGGAGCCUGUGCCGGACCGGGCGGGGCGGGGGAAGGAGAGAGGGCGUGGGCCUGACGUCUUGGCCCUGCCUGACUUCCCAGCCUCCCUGUGCAGCCUGAGGAUGGAGAUGGAGCGGGUCCAGCAGGAGCAGAGCAAGGCCAGGCAGCAGGAAGUCCUGAGGCAGCCACCGGGCUCGGGCCGCACAGAAGAGCUCUAUGUCCUGUGCCCCCAGGCCCAGCUCACAGACCUCCUCUCGGAACAGAGGGCAAAGAUGCUGCGGCUGCAGGCUGAGCUGGAGACCAGUGAGCAAGUGCAGAGGGAUUUCGUACGACUGUCCCAGGCCUUGCAGGUGCGCCUGGAACGGAUCCGCCAGGCAGAGAGUCUGGAGCAAGUGCGCAGCAUCAUGGACGAGGCGCCCCUCAGGGACGUCAGGGACAUCAAGGACACCUGAGGGGCCAGCACCGCCCACCCUGGGGGGAGACCGUCUUUCUCCACUCCUGAACCGUGAGGCCGAGGCUUUGGGGGUCUCAGGAUGGAGUCUUCACCCUCUCCAAGCCUGGGGUUGAGGUGACGGGGCCACCGCUGCCCUGUCCCUCCAGCACCUCCUCCCAGGGGUGGCGGGGCCUUCUGCUUCCAAAGAUGACCCCUGGGUGAGGGUCCCAACCCCCUCUGGAAACCAGAGGGGCAGGCUCAGCCCUGUGGCUUUCUGGCUGCUAUGCUGCCUCCUGGGCUCCAAGCCUCCCGCCCCCGGCCCCCACCCAGCCUAACAGCCAUGCCUGUUACCUCCGUCCCCUUCCCCAGGCACAGCCGAGGUGUGAGUGGUGGCUGGGAGCCCUGGGUCGUGUCCCCGGGUCCCUCCACACACGCGCCCUGGGACAGGUGGCUGCUUCCUGGACUGCAUGACACUAAGAUGCUUGUCCCCAGGGGCCCGAACCAGGCCCCAAGGUGUGCACGGAGACAAGGCCAGAUUUUUCUGUCAUUUAUUUUCAAUAAAUAAGCAGCUCAGCUCAA